Molecule: messenger RNA, 1332 nt
Organism: Elaeis guineensis (African oil palm)
Lineage: Eukaryota; Viridiplantae; Streptophyta; Magnoliopsida; Arecales; Arecaceae
Molecular function (GO): oxidoreductase activity
Source: RefSeq, a predicted model, not a curated record
UGGCAUGAUAUGAGGAGGGGGGAGAUGGGAGAUUAGCUCCUCCGGGGUGCCGUGGAAAAUUGCCAUCCGCUGCUUCCAGUUGGAGCAGGAAUGGCAUCCGUGGCGGGGUCUUCGCUGCCGUCCUGCACUCUUCUCCUCCGACGUGACUUCGAGCUUUUUCCUGGCGUUAGACCGAAGCGUCUCUCUACCAUCAAUGGCGGGAGGGGGAGGAGGCCCAUGGUGGGUUCGCCCAUCAGAGCGAAGCAAGGGGAGAGCGCAUUGCAGUAUCGGAAGCUCGGCGAUUCGGAUCUCCGGAUAAGCGAAGUCAUGCUUGGAACUAUGACAUUUGGACAACAGAAUACGGAGAAGGAAGCCCAUGACAUGCUUAGCUACGCAUUUGAGCAUGGUAUUAAUGCUGUGGAUACAGCAGAAGCAUACCCGGUCCCAAUGAGAAAGGAGACACAGGGAAGGACAGAUCUUUAUAUAGGUAGCUGGAUGAAGUCUAAACCACGUGAUAAGGUGAUUUUGGCUACAAAAGUUUGUGGUUACUCAGAGCGGUCAAGUUAUAUUCGUGACAAUGCAAAGGUUUUGCGGGUUGAUGCUGCUAAUAUAAGAGAAAGUGUAGAAAAGAGCCUUAAGCGCCUGUCCACUGACUACAUUGAUUUACUGCAGAUACACUGGCCAGAUCGAUAUGUGGCACUAUUUGGCGAAUUUACAUAUGACCCUGCAAAAUGGAGACCCAGCGUGCCAUUUGCUGAACAACUUAGGGCCCUUCAGGAGCUCAUUGAUGAAGGGAAGGUACGUUACAUUGGAGUUUCAAAUGAAACAUCGUAUGGUGUUAUGGAAUUUGUACAUGCUGCCGAGGUUCAGAAGCUUCCAAAGAUUGCCAGCAUCCAAAAUAGCUAUAGUCUGCUUGUCAGGUGCCGUUUUGAAGUUGAUCUUGUUGAAGUAUGUCACCCCAAUAACUGCAACAUUGGGCUCCUUGCAUACUCCCCACUGGCUAGUGGGACUCUCAGCGGGAAGUAUCUAGAUAUCUACUCUGAAGCUGCAAAAAGGGGCAGGCUAAGCAUUUUCCCAGGGUACAUGGAUAGAUACAAAGGUUCAUUGGCAAAGGAAGCAACUGAACUAUAUAUCCAGCUGGCCAAGAAGCAUGGCCUGACCCCAGUCCAACUUGCCCUUGGAUUUGUGCGUGACCGUCCAUUCACAACAAGUUCAAUCAUUGGUGCAACCUCUGUGGAUCAGCUGAAAGAAGAUAUUGAUGCAUUCAUUACAACCAUGCGGCCAUUGCCACCCGAAGUUGUAGAUGGCAUUGAGGAUAUCUUUAAGAGAUACAAAGACCCAGCAAUUCUUUGA